CCAAUCCCAAUCCCAAUCCCAAUCCCAAUCCCAAUCCCAAUCCCAAUCCCAAUCCCAAUCCCAAUCCCAAUCCCAAUCCCAAUCUCAAUUCCAAUCCCAAUCCCAAUUCCAAUCCCAAUCCCAAUCCCAAUCCCAAUCCCACUCCCACUCCCACUCCCACUCUUCCAAUCCCAAUCGAGUUACAAUUCCAAUUUCAAUCCGAAUUUUAAUCUUAAUUCCAAUCCAGAUUCCAAUGCUAAUUCCAAUUCAAAUCCAAGUUCCAUUCCUAACUCCAAUCCUUAUCCUAAUCCCAAUCCCUAUCUCAUUUCUAUCCACAGUCUUAAUCUUAAUCCCGAUUUCAAUUCCAGUGCCAUCUUCAAUGCCUAUUCCAACCCCAAUCCCAAUUUUAAUUUGACAAUUUCAAUCCCAAUUCUAACCCCAAUUCCAAUCUUAAUUCCAAUCUUAAUUCCAAUUCCAAUUCAUAUCCAAAUUCUUAUUCCAAUCCCAAUUCAAAUCUCAAUUCUAACCGCAAUCGCUUUCCAAUCGAAUCUCAAUCCAAUUCCAAUCUUUGUUUCAAUUCUAAUCCCAGUUUUAAUCUCAAUCUCGAAUUGUAAUCAAUCAAAAGCACCCCUGAGUGCCAAUCCUGUGCGAACGGGAGCGUACAAACGAGAAUCGUCAUCGCAUCCUCCUGGCUGCCCGACUCAACCAGCCCAGCUCUGGCCCCGGCCCGAAGAUCCACCGAACAUUGAAAAGCUGUCCUCCAUCAAAGCUGGAAAUCUGCGCCAGAUAACUGCUGUCCCCUUUGCCGCCGUCGAAAUCGAACCGUGA
Molecule: messenger RNA, 807 nt
Organism: Wyeomyia smithii (pitcher-plant mosquito)
Lineage: Eukaryota; Metazoa; Arthropoda; Insecta; Diptera; Culicidae
Product: sine oculis-binding protein homolog
Exons: 5
Source: RefSeq, a predicted model, not a curated record